AGGAUGAAGACAUUUUUUACUUAAAAGCGUUCACAAUGUUCAUAAUGCAUUCAAACCUGAUUUCAUCGUCAAGCAGUAACGAUGGCUCGAUUAAUACUAGUAUUCGUAUUUAUGUUUUCAUCGAUUUUUAUCAACAUUUUGGUAAUUUCGCCAUUGCAUCUCAGGAAAACGAGUUCUUCAGUUGGUGACAACGAAGGAACAUAUCGAUUGCCAAAUAAUACGAAACCGGAAGCCUACGAUCUAUUCAUCAGCACGGAUAUUGCUGAUGGCGUUUUCGAUUUUUCUGGUGUCGUCAAAAUUAAUGUAACCAUCAUAGAGGAAUCAAACCAGAUCACCCUGCAUAAGUACGGGUUGGACAUUCAAACAGCAGAUUUAACUUCGACAGAAGGCGAAGCGAUUCCUAUUCAUCCACCGCAAUAUGAUCUCCGAAGAGAUUUCGUUAUAUUCAAAACGGUCAACGACAUUUUUGCACCUGGAGAAACAAUCAUUUUGGAAAUCAAAUACAAAGCAAAACUUCGAGAAGAUAAUUAUGGAUUCUAUCGUUCACAUUACUAUAUCGAUGAGGAAAACAUCGAUGAUGGGUUUGAUAAUAUCAUCACAUAUGGGAAAAAAAGAUGGCUUGCGACCACUCACUUCGAACCAACUUAUGCGAGACGUGCAUUCCCUUGCUACGAUGAGCCAGCACUAAAGGCAACUUUUGAUAUUCAGAUUUCACACAGUUCCAACUAUACAGCCAUUUCGAAUAUGCCACAAAUGGAGCGAAAAAUAUCGGGAUCACGAGCAAUAACUCGAUUCCAACAAAGCCCACUGAUGUCCACCUAUACAGUGGCAUUCAUAGUGUCCGACUUUAGUUACAAGGAAAAAAUCGGAUCAAACGGUUUCAGACAUCGAAUAUAUGCUCAGCCAGACAAAAUCGAUCGAUUAACAUUUGUACUAGAAAAGAGUGAGCAAAUAUUAACUACAUUGAGCAACUACUUGGAAGUGAACUACACAUUGCCGAAAAUGGAUCAAGCAGCGAUUCCAAAUUUUCCUUCCUUCGCUGCCGCAAUGGAAAACUGGGGCCUUAUAACAUAUAGUAGACCAUUUUUACUAUAUGAUGAGGAGGUUGUAAUUAUUAUUUCUCACGAAUUCGCCCAUCAGUGGUUUGGUAACUUGGUGACACCCAGCUGGUGGAACUAUUUGUGGCUGAGUGAAGGAUUGGCGACGCUUUUUCAGCUUAUUGGAACUGAUUUGGUGCAGCCUGAUCGGCAAAUAUUCACUAAAUUUGUGAGAAAUGAAAUGCACUCGGCUUUUCUAUAUGACGCUUCAUUUCGGUCACAGCCCUUGAAUGCUUACAAAGAGAGUCCAGCUGCCAUAAAGGCUGAUUUUGAUGACAUUGUUUUCUAUAAAUCUUCUUCCGUGUUGCGAAUGUUCAUGCACGCAUUUACAGAAAACAGUUUUCGGAAAGGACUAAACGCCUACAAAGCGGUAACCGACAUCGAUCUAUUUGAAAGUUUGGAGCGUGCAGUCAAAGAAGAUGGUAGCCUAGAUAAAGAAAUGAGUGUUAAGGAAAUCUUCAGUUCGUGGUCCGAUCAAAGUGGAUUUCCACUGCUCAUUGUUACCCGCAACUACAGCGACAACACGAUACAAAUAACACAGGAAAGAUAUUUUCAUGAAGCGAAACACGCUGAAGCGAAUCUCACAUCAUGGUGGAUACCAUACAACUUUGACACCGCUAAUAAUAUUGCAAUGAACGACACGAGGCCCGACGGUUGGCAAAAGGAACCAAAUCCAAAAUUAUCAAGCCAACGGAGCAUAAAAACUGGACAUCAAACGAUUGGGUACUUUUUAAUGGACAACAAACUGGAUUCUAUCGCAUUCUUUAUGAUGAACGAAAUUACCAGAUGAUCCUGGAUGAUCUGAAAUCGGGAAAUGCCGACAAAUUACACGCAAACAGUAGAGCGCAGCUUUUAGAUGAUAUGUGUACGUUUCCUCGUGAACGCCGAUUAUUGUUCGAUUUCUGCGCUGAUUUCGAGAAAUACCUAAACAUACAGCGAAAAUAUCGUAGAAUUCUUUAUACAAGCGAUGCGAGUGCUCCCUAAUUUCAAUAGGCAAUUCAAUUUAGUAAUUCAUUUCAGAAGUAUACAACGCGCCAAAUAUGAAUGUUUGUUGAUGAUGACUUUUCUCCACGAUCAAUUGCGCUAUUAUGAGUCGUAUUGGAAGAUAACUUAAUUAAAUCAUACCAAAUAUUUAUUUUUUAAUGCUAUAAAUAAAUCAAAUAAAUUGUUUAAAAAUCCAAA
This is a messenger RNA of Sitodiplosis mosellana (orange wheat blossom midge), 2279 nucleotides long. Its product is annotated as aminopeptidase N-like. The transcript is spliced from 7 exons. Gene Ontology annotation, molecular function: metalloaminopeptidase activity; peptide binding; zinc ion binding. Gene Ontology annotation, biological process: proteolysis; peptide catabolic process. The coding region runs from base 82 to 1887 and encodes 601 amino acids. The record is from RefSeq and is a predicted model, not a curated record. Gene Ontology annotation, cellular component: cytoplasm. NCBI's taxonomy places the organism in Eukaryota, Metazoa, Arthropoda, Insecta, Diptera, Cecidomyiidae.